AUGAACACUCCGAUUCUAGGAUCAAGAUCUAUUCAAGAUAGACUCCGCUGUAAAAAGGUUUUUAUCGUUUUAGAUAAUUUGAAUGGGAGAAGUUCCAAAUUAAAUGAUUUAUUUGAAGGAUAUCAACUUGCUAAUGGAAGUAGAAUCAUUGUCACAAGUAGAGAUAAGCAACUGCUUAUGACAAAGAAUUGUCAAAUUUACCAGUUGAAUGGUUUAUAUCACCGUGAUGCUCUUCAGCUCUUUUGUUUCCAUCCUUUUGAACCAAAUUCACUUGCAACAUGUUAUGAGGCUUUAUUAGAAAGUGUUGCACAUUAUGCAAAGGGCAAUCCAUUAGCUCUUAAAGUCUUAGGUUCUUCCCUUAAGUACAAAAGCGUAGAAGAAUGGAAAAGUGCAUUGGAUAAGCUGAAAACUGAUCCAGAUCCUGAAAUUAAAAAAGUGUUGAGAAUAAGUUACGAUGGAUUAGGCGAUAAAAGCAUCCAGGGUAUUUUUCUUGACAUUGCAUGCUUCUUUAUCUAUCAAGCACCUAGGGAAGAAGUAGAAAGCAUAUCAAACCACACUGAUGCAACAAUAGGAAUAAGUGUUCUCAUUGAUAAAUCCUUAAUAAUUGGAAGUAAAGAAAGACUGGGAAUGCAUGAUUUACUACGGCAAAUGGCUCGGGCAAUUGUUUGUGAUGAAAGCAAAGAUUGUGGCAAUCGUAGUAGGCUCUGGAAUAAUAAGGAUUCCUGCCAUGUAUUGGAAAGAAAUACAAAAAGAUGUAAAAGUGACCCGUACGGCAUUUUCAAAGAUGUUCAAUCUAACGGAUACCCCAAUGAAGAAUCCAAUUUCGGAGUCAGUCUUCCUGAUGGGGUUGAGCGUUUUGUUUCGGAUGACCUAAAAUAUUUUCAGUGGGAUACAUACCCUUUGAAAUAUUUGCCAUAUUUUAAUCCCGAGAAUCUUGUUCAACUUAUUAUGCGUAGGAGCCAACUUGAACUUCUUCGGAAUGAAGACCAGCCACUUGAGCUGGUGAAGUUAAAGAAGAUCGAUCUUAGUUAUUCUGAGCACCUUAUGCAAAUACCAAAUUUGUCUCGGGCUAUAAAUCUCGAAGUUUUAAAUCUUCAAGAUGGCUUAGAAAAUCUUCCAAUCAAUGUAAGAAAAUUGUACCUAAGUAGGACAGCAAUAAAAAGUUUGUCGGAGAGCAUUUGGAAGUUGAAAUAUCUAGAUCGGUUGGAUCUUUCUCGUUGCCGAAACUUGAGAAAGUUUCCAGAAAUCUCGGGCCGUAUGGAAUUCUUGGUUGAAAUUAAGUUAUAUAGAACAGAGAUUGAAGAGUUGCCGAAGUCAAUUGACAAUCUAACCCGUCUUGAAACUCUACAUCUUGGGUCGCUUGAUGGUUUUGGUGGAUGCAAUAAGAUCAUUAAGUUUCUUCCAAACAGCCUAUGUAAAUUAUUGCAUCUUCAUUAUUUGUACCUUAAGGAAUGUUCAUCAAUUGAAGAAUUGCCUCCCCUUCCACGUGGUUUGAGAGAAUUGGAAAUAGGAAAAUUGAAUAUAGGAAAAUGUGAGAGAAUGAAAUCAUUACCAGAGCUUCCGUCAUCUUUAUAUUAUUUGUUUGCAGAGGAAUGUUCAUCACUUGAAGAAUUGCCUCCCCUUCCACAUGGUUUGACGAAAUUGAAUAUAGGAAAAUGUGAGAGACUGAAAUCAUUACCAGAGCUUCCGUCAUCUUUAUAUCAUUUGCGUGCUGAGGAAUGUUCAUCACUUGAAGAAUUGCCUCCCCUUCCACUUGGUUUGAGAGGAUUGGAUAUAGGAAAAUGUGGGAGACUGAAAUCAUUACCAGAGCUUCCGUCAUCUUUAGAAGAGUUGUGGGCAGAGGAAUUUUCAUUACUUGAAGAAUUGCCUCCCCUUCCACGUGGUUUGCUUGAUUUGAAUAUAGGAAAAUGUAAGAGACUGAAAUCAUUACCAGAGCUUCCGUCAUCUUUAUAUCAUUUGUGUGCAGAGGAAUGUUCAUCACUUGAAGAAUUGCCUCCCCUUCCACAUGGUUUGGGGAAAUUGAAUAUAGGAAAAUGUGAGAGACUGAAAUCAUUACCAGAGCUUCCGUCAUCUUUAAUUAGUUUGUCUGCAGAGGAAUGUUCAUCAAUUGAAGAAUUGCCUCCCCUUCCACGUGGUUUGAGAGAAUUGGAUAUAGGAAAAUGUGAGAGACUGAAAUCAUUACCAGAGCUUCCAUCAUCUUUAAAAGUUUUGAAAGCAAACGACUGCACAUCGUUGGAGACAAUAUCAAGCUGGGGUUUCAUCUGCUGA
This is a messenger RNA of Ziziphus jujuba (common jujube), 2268 nucleotides long. RefSeq names its product disease resistance protein RUN1-like. The record is from RefSeq and is a predicted model, not a curated record. Gene Ontology annotation, molecular function: ADP binding. The transcript is spliced from 5 exons. NCBI's taxonomy places the organism in Eukaryota, Viridiplantae, Streptophyta, Magnoliopsida, Rosales, Rhamnaceae. The coding region runs from base 1 to 2268 and encodes 755 amino acids. Gene Ontology annotation, biological process: defense response.